Molecule: messenger RNA, 1910 nt
Organism: Eutrema salsugineum
Lineage: Eukaryota; Viridiplantae; Streptophyta; Magnoliopsida; Brassicales; Brassicaceae
Product: proline dehydrogenase 1, mitochondrial
Exons: 4
Coding region: 158-1654 (498 amino acids)
Cellular component (GO): mitochondrion
Molecular function (GO): FAD binding; proline dehydrogenase activity
Source: RefSeq, a predicted model, not a curated record
GAAAAAAUCACACAACAAAGUUGAGAAAAAAAAAGGAAGAGAAGAGAGGAGAGGAGAAAAAAACAGCGAUAAAACCGAAAAGCCUAAGAAACAUCAAAAGAGAAGAAGAAAAAAAAUUUCAAUUUUUUUGUUUCACAAAGGAAAAUCUUUCAAUUUUAUGGCAACCCGUCUCCUCCGAACAAACUUUAUCCGGCGUCCUUACCGUUUCUCCGCUUUAACUCCGGUGGGUCCCCCCACCGUAACGGCUUCAACCGCCGUCGUCCCUGAGAUUCUCUCCUUCGGACAACAAGCGCCGGAGCCACCUCUCCACCACCCAAAACCAAACGAAGCUCACCAUGACAUCGAUCUCUCCGAUCAAGCCCGUCUCUUUGCCUCCGUGCCCACCUCCGAUCUCCUCCGCUCAACCGCCGUUUUGCAUGCGGCGGCGAUAGGCCCUAUGGUGGAUCUUGGAUCGUGGGUCAUGAGCUCUAAACUCAUGGACACCGCCGUGACACGUGGCAUGGUUCUUGGGCUUGUGAAAGGUACGUUUUAUGACCAUUUUUGCGCCGGUGAAGACGCAGACGCAGCCGCUGAACGUGUGAGGAGCGUUUACGAGGCUACGGGUCUUAAAGGGAUGCUUGUCUAUGGCGUCGAACACGCCGAUGAUGCUCCUUCUUGCGAUGAUAACAUGCAACAAUUCCUUCGAACCAUCGAAGCUGCCAAAUCCUUACCAACAUCUCAUUUCAGCUCAGUGGUCGUGAAGAUAACCGCGAUUUGUCCGAUUAGUCUUCUGAAACGAGUGAGCGAUUUGCUUCGAUGGGAAUACAAGAGUCCGAAUUUCAAACUCUCAUGGAAGCUCAAAUCCUUCCCGGUUUUCUCCGAUUCGAGUCCUCUCUACCACACAAACGCAGAACCGGAACCGUUAACCGCCGAGGAAGAACGUGAGCUCGAAGCAGCCCACGGAAGAAUCCAAGAAAUCUGCAGGAAAUGUCAAGAAUCCAAUGUACCUUUGCUAAUCGAUGCAGAAGACACAAUCCUCCAACCAGCGAUUGAUUACAUGGCUUAUUCAUCGGCGAUCAUGUUCAACGCGGACAAAGAUAGACCAAUCGUUUACAACACGAUUCAGGCCUACUUGAGAGACGCGGGUGAGAGAUUGCAUUUGGCUGUGCAAGAAGCUGAGAAAGAGAAUGUUCCUAUGGGGUUUAAGUUGGUGAGAGGUGCUUAUAUGUCGAGCGAAGCUAGAUUGGCAGAUUCCUUGGGUUUCAAGUCACCGGUCCACGACACGAUUCAGGACACGCAUGCUUGUUACAACAACUGCAUGACCUUCCUGAUGGAGAAAGCAUCUAACGGGUCUGGUUUUGGUGUCGUUCUUGCAACACACAAUGCUGAUUCGGGAAGACUUGCGUCAAAGAAGGCGAGUGAUCUCGGGAUCGAUAAACAGAAUGGGAAGAUAGAGUUUGCGCAGCUAUACGGUAUGUCAGAUGCAUUGUCCUUCGGUUUAAAGAGAGCCGGGUUCAAUGUUAGCAAGUACAUGCCAUUUGGACCGGUCGAAACUGCUAUACCGUAUCUUCUCCGACGUGCUUAUGAGAACCGGGGAAUGAUGGCUACCGGAGCCAAUGACCGUCAACUCAUGAGGAUGGAACUUAAGAGGAGAUUAAUCGCCGGAAUUGCGUGAAGAGAGGAGUUUAAUUGUACUUAUGUAUGGAGCCAUUAAAUGGAAUUGGGAAAUGUAGAUCAAUAAAUUUCUUCUAUGUAGAUUAAGAAAUUGAUGAACAAAAAAAAAGUUAUAAUAUAAGAAAUGGAGUAGGUGAGAACAUUUCAUGUGGCUUUGUAGUAUAACGGGCUAUAUAUAUUUAAUUUAAUCGAUAAAUAUUAUUCACCAAUGUAUAUUAUUCAUCCUUCCUUACCAAUAAUAAUGGAAUUACUUUUUU